AUGGAAAAACUACUACUAGAUCGACUGUUGGGUAGAAUAACACCUUCUCGAUUCUCUAAUAUAAUUACUGAAAAUUUCUAUUCUGAGAUUUAUCAACUAGGCAAGCAUGAUGUUUUCCCAAGUAAUUGUCAUGACUAUGCAGCUGUCAAUAGUCUCUCCUUAGAAACAACAGAUUAUCAAUAUCUAUUAAGUGGAAGCAACGAUUCGUCUAUCAAACUAUGGGAUUUAAAACAACAAGAAACUAUACGUGAAGAAAACGAAAUAGAUGCCAAUCUACAUUUACAUCCGUCCACUUUUGAUAAUUUUGAUUACGACAAUCCUGUAUCGACUUUUGUCAAUUUAGCAACCAUCCUAAAACGACAUCAUCACAAAUUUGGAAUAUCGUGUAUUCAAUGGUGGCCGUAUGACACUGGAAUGUUUGCAAGCUCGUCUUUUGAUCACACUGUGAAAAUAUGGGACACUAAUGAACUCACCCCAGUGCACACAUUUGAUCUACUGAACAAAGUUUACGAUAUAGAUAUAUCUGCAGAAAAUGCUUUGAUUGCUACAGCAAAUGAUCAGCCGUUCAUUCGACUAUUGGAUUUAAAUUCAACUUCUAGUGCUCAUACAUUACUGGGACAUAAAGGUAAAACUUUAGUAGUGAAAUGGCAUCCCAUAAAUCUGAAUAUAUUGGCAUCGGGUGGGUACGACGGGGAAGUGAAAAUCUGGGAUAUAAGAAGAAGUCAAAGCUGUUUGACCCAAUUGGACAUGCUGAGAACCAAUGAUUCCAGCUAUACUACCAAACUAUCCAAAGCCCAUCUGGGCCCAGUCAAUGGGCUUGUGUGGGAUCCCCUGGGAUCACUAUUGUAUACUGUUGGUAAUGAUGAUAAAAUUAGAGUUUGGGAUAUGGUCAAUGUUUCCACACCACCACCAAUUAAUAAAUUAAUUAAUUUUGGGCCAUUAAUACGAAAUAAACAUCCACAUACGAUCCCUCUUUUGUUGAAUCCUCAAGGUGAAACUGAAACCCAAUUUUUAUUAUUCCCUUCAGAAAGUGGAGAUGUUUUCAUAUUUAGAACAAUUGAUGGCAAGUUGGUAAACCGAUUGGCACGAAAAGGUAGUAGAAACACAGGUAGAACAGUAUCUAUGUGUAAUGGUGGUCCUUCAACUGCUAAAUAUUUUUGUGGUACAAUUGAUGGUGAAAUUAUAAGCUGGGGUCCAUGCUUGGAUAAACCUGACUUGUCUGAAUUGAGACAACAAGAUGAAAAUAAUGAUUUUGAUGAUGACGAAGAUAUAAAUGAAAGGCUACUCAAACAAUUCCAAUUGGAAAAUAAAAGGAAACAGUUUUUAGAGUCAAUAGAGAAGUAG
Messenger RNA from Candida albicans SC5314, 1344 nucleotides. RefSeq lists its product as uncharacterized. Gene Ontology annotation, biological process: transcription-coupled nucleotide-excision repair; proteasome-mediated ubiquitin-dependent protein catabolic process; protein polyubiquitination. The record is from RefSeq and is a predicted model, not a curated record. The transcript has a single exon. Bases 1 to 1344 code for a protein of 447 amino acids. Gene Ontology annotation, molecular function: protein binding. Gene Ontology annotation, cellular component: nucleotide-excision repair complex; Cul4A-RING E3 ubiquitin ligase complex. NCBI's taxonomy places the organism in Eukaryota, Fungi, Ascomycota, Pichiomycetes, Serinales, Debaryomycetaceae.